This is a messenger RNA of Antrostomus carolinensis (chuck-will's-widow), 1062 nucleotides long. RefSeq names its product alpha-(1,3)-fucosyltransferase 7. Lineage: Eukaryota; Metazoa; Chordata; Aves; Caprimulgiformes; Caprimulgidae. Gene Ontology annotation, cellular component: membrane. The record is from RefSeq and is a predicted model, not a curated record. Gene Ontology annotation, molecular function: alpha-(1->3)-fucosyltransferase activity.
AUGCCCCGGGCAUCGCCACUGCCACGGCCACGGUGGGGCUGGCCUGGUGUGAAGGUGGUGGUCAUUGCUGGGGUGUUUGUAACCACCCUCUGGAACCUGAGGUGCUUCCUCGAUCCUUCCAAGGUCUCUGGAGAAGCCCCCAAGCAGACUGAGCCACUGGUGGUCCUGGUGUGGGAAUGGCCCUCAAAGCAAGUCCCCAACAUCAGUGGGGACAUUUGCCAUGAGCUGUAUGGCAUCACGGGCUGCUGGCUCACCACGGAGCGGCGGGGCCGCACGGAGCGGCGGCUCCUGGUCCAGGCGGACGUGGUGGUGUUCCCUGCCACCAGGCUCCAGCCCGGCAGGGACAGGCUGCCCAAGGAGAGGCCGCCGGGGCAGAACUGGGUGUGGGUCUCCCUGGAGUCUCCCUCCAACACUAAAGCUCUAGCAGGAUGGAACCAGACCUUCAACUGGGUGAUGACCUACAGACAGGAUUCAGACAUCUUCAUCCCCUACGGCAAGCUUGUGCCCAACCAGUCAGCCACCAUGAACAUCCCCAUGAAGACCAACUUGGUGUCCUGGGUUAUCAGCAACUACCACAGGACUCAGAAAAGAGCUGAAGUCUACAAAAACCUCUCCAGGUACCUCCAUGUGAACAUAUAUGGGAAAGCAAACAAAAAGCCGCUUUGCAAGGACUGCCUCUUGCCGACGACGUCCAAGUCCAAGUUCUACCUGGCAUUCGAGAACUCCAUCCACCAGGACUACAUCACCGAGAAGCUCUGGAGGAACUCGCUGAUGGCCGGCACCGUGCCUGUGGUGCUGGGGCCUCCCCGGGCCAACUACGAGCAGUUUGUCCCUGCAGACUCCUUCAUUCAUGUCAAUGACUUUGGUUCCCUGGCAGAGCUGGCCACCUUCCUGAAGACCAUGAACUCCAGCCGCUACCGGCAGUUCUUUGCCUGGCAGAGGAGGUUCAGCGUGAAGCUCUACGCUGACUGGAGGGAGCGGAUCUGCACCAUCUGCACCGCCUACCCCAGCCUGCCCCGUGGCCGUGUCUAUCGCGACCUGGAGAGCUGGUUCAACACCUAG